AUGAUUGAGCCCUUCUUGGGAACCUGGAAGAUGAUCUCCAGUGAAAACUUUGAGGAAUACAUGAAACAAUUGGGGAUGAGCACAGCAGCCCGGAACCUGGCGGGGUUAGCAAAGCCAAGAAUCAGUAUAAGUGCCAAUGGGGAUGAAGUGAACAUCAAAACAGAAAGUUCCUUCAAGAACACUGAGAUCUCCUUUAAACUGGGGGAAGAGUUUGAUGAAACCACAGCGGACAACAGACAAGUAAAGAGCAUCAUAACAUUAAACAAUGGCGCAAUGAUUCAUGUCCAAAAAUGGCUUGGCAAAGAGACAACAAUCAAAAGACAAAUUGUAGAAGGAAAAAUGGUAGUGGAAUAUAUCAUGAAUAAAACUGUGAGCACUCGAAUUUAUGAAAAGGUAUGA
Messenger RNA from Enhydra lutris kenyoni (northern sea otter), 399 nucleotides. Its product is annotated as fatty acid-binding protein 9-like. NCBI's taxonomy places the organism in Eukaryota, Metazoa, Chordata, Mammalia, Carnivora, Mustelidae. Gene Ontology annotation, biological process: fatty acid transport. Gene Ontology annotation, molecular function: fatty acid binding. Gene Ontology annotation, cellular component: nucleus; cytosol. The transcript has 4 exons. The record is from RefSeq and is a predicted model, not a curated record. Bases 1 to 399 code for a protein of 132 amino acids.